Patiria miniata (bat star) is the source of this 6242-nucleotide messenger RNA. Its product is annotated as 1-phosphatidylinositol 4,5-bisphosphate phosphodiesterase beta-1-like. The coding region runs from base 567 to 5804 and encodes 1745 amino acids. The record is from RefSeq and is a predicted model, not a curated record. Gene Ontology annotation, molecular function: phosphatidylinositol-4,5-bisphosphate phospholipase C activity; calcium ion binding. Gene Ontology annotation, biological process: lipid catabolic process; phosphatidylinositol-mediated signaling. The transcript has 44 exons. NCBI's taxonomy places the organism in Eukaryota, Metazoa, Echinodermata, Asteroidea, Valvatida, Asterinidae.
CGUACGUACAUAACAAACAUAAUCACACAUGCAUAACGUCGCGGUCAUCAACACAAGGCACCGGAAAAGCUAAGUAACAUCGAUCGCCUUGAUAUAUCCAUUGAUUGCCGUGAAAUAAUUGCGCUGCAUGCACACAUCACAUCUUUGGUUAAUUAGACAGACUUUAAAAGGGCAAAAGAUCAGACAAUUGGUGAACCGGAAAAACGGCAGAGGGUGUACCGUGGAUUGUCGCCUUUUGACGGUAGGCACCAACCAGCAAUCAUUGGCCCAUGUCGUGGGGUCGUGCUACAGUGGUUUCGUGACAUUACGACGUGUUCAAUUCAAUCAUCACUGACUUUACAAGGCAACCUGAUGAUUGCCGUACCACAGGUAACUUGCGUGUGUUGAGGAAAGGGGUUGUAAUCUCAAGUCAAAAGACAAACAACCGCUCGAGCCGCCCUGGAAAGUGAUAUUUUGAGGAGAGCAAUGAUCGUGUCAUGAUCGGGUGUUGAGCCCAGUUAGCGGGACUUCCGGAUUUACUUGUGCCGAGUGAAUGCCCGUAGACACGGCGCGUGUGUACACGUAUCAUGGCCGGAGCCGACACCCACAAGCGGGUUCAACACCUGAAAGAUGUUGAAGUGCCAGAAUGGAUGAUCAAAGGCAACAAGUUCAUCAAAUGGGAAGAGGAGUCCAGCACAGCAACGCCGGUUACACUGCGCGUGGACAAGCAUGGACACUUUCUGUAUUGGAAGAAUCAAACGAAGGAUACUGAUUGUCUUGAGCUGACCAGCCUUCGCGAUACAAGAUACGGCAAAUAUGCAAAUGUUCCCAAGGAUGGCAAAUUACGAGAGACGUGUGUCAUGGGAUCUCCGGACACCCCCUUGGAAGAUAAAACUCUGACCAUCGUCCACGGCUCGGACAUGGUCAACAACAACACGCUCAACUUCUGCUCCAACAGUGAGAAGCUCACACAGGAAUGGGCAGACAUGAUUCUGAAGAUCGGUUACCAUCGUUCCGCCCAGUAUCCCUCUCCGUAUAAACUUUUGGAAAAAAUUUACACAAGGCUGACGAUAAUGGUUAACAAAGAAGGAAAAGUGCCCCUUAAAAGCAUCAAAAAGAUGUUUGCAUCGUCACGGGAGGACAAGAAGAAAGUAGAAAACGCUCUGCAGGCCGCAGGACUUCACCUCGAUAAGAAGGAUGACAGUAUCACUCCCGACAGUUUCCGUAUUGAAGAUUUCUUCACCUUCUACACCCGCCUCAUCAGCCAGAAAGAAAUCGACAAAGUCUUUCAAGGACUAGGAGCCAAGAAUAAACCCUACCUGACCACCCAGCAAGUGAUCAAGUUCCUGAAUGACGAACAGCGAGAUCCCAGACUCAAUGAGAUUUUGUAUCCAUUCUACGACGUCCCACGAGCCAAGGAACUCGUCAAUGAGUUUGAACCCAACAAAGCCUUCAUGAAGAAAGGCCAGCUGUCGGUGGACGGUCUUCUCCGCUAUCUAUUGAGUGAAAAAAACUCCAUUGUGGGACCAGACGCCUAUUUACUAUGCGAUGAUAUGGAGCAGCCCAUAUCCCAUUACUUCAUCAACUCAUCCCACAACACAUACCUGACAGGUCAUCAGUUAACGGGUAAAUCCUCCGUGGAGAUGUACCGCCAAGCCCUGCUGUGCGGUUGCCGAUGCGUCGAGUUGGAUUGUUGGGACGGGAAGACGGCCGAAGAAGAACCAAUCAUAACGCACGGCUUCACAAUGUGCACUGAGGUCUCCUUCAAGGAGGUCAUUGAAGCGAUCAAGGAAACAGCAUUCAAAACCACCGAUUUUCCCGUCAUCUUGUCCUUUGAGAAUCAUUGCGGGCCAAAGCAGCAGGCUAAGAUGGCCAACUAUUGCCGGACGAUAUUUGGUGAAGCACUUCUUGUGGAUACCCUCGAAGCAAAUCCGAUUGAGGUUGGCGUAUCACUUCCUAGUCCCAACGCACUCCGAGGCAAGAUUCUUGUCAAAAACAAGAAGAGAAGGGUGAUAGAUGGGGCCAAGAAACGAUCAGCUCAAAAGAAGGCAGCGAAAGAAGGCGAACGUAAAGGCAGAGGACGUCUCACCAGCGCCUCGUCCUUCUCCUCUCAUUCAUCUUUUGACAACAAUGAUGACGAUUUUGACUUCCUGCCCAGCCACAGAACGUCCAGACGAGGGACAGGUCGUAGGUUAAACAGCCAGUCGUCCAUAGACAGCGAGGUUUCUGUCAGUGAGACGGCCAAAAUAACACGAGGAGUCUCCAGAAAAGCAAGCAAACGGUCUCAGCUACUUCAGAUCGACGAAAAAGAUAAUGACCUUUUUUCAUCUGAGGAUCACGAAGUGUCAGUAGUGUCCAAUAAGUUACGUCGCGAGAGCCAAACGUUAAGUCCAAAUAUGGAUGGCGAAGUGUCGUCCAAACGUCGAGAGAGCCAGUCUAGCAAACGAUCGAGCAUAGACAGUACCAAUGGGGAAGUUCUAACCAGGCACCGCGAGAGCUGUAGCAAAGAGCCGUCCGAGCGACCCAUAGUUGAAGAGGGGUCAGUGGUGACCAAAAGCCGGCGUGUUGGUCAAUUCCAACGUCCGGCCAUUGACAUGGCGGGAGAGGAAGGUCAGAUUAACAAGAUUCGGGAAAGUCCCUCGGCCAGCCCCAGGCCCAGCCCCAUGCCUAGCCCCAAGCCUAGCCCCAAGCCCAGCCCCAGGCCCAGCCCUAGGCCCAGCCCCAAGCUGCCAAAGAAGGAUGAAGAGGGCGGUGAAACGCUCAAUAUGUCCCGAGCCAAGGAUGAAAAUACAAAUCGCAAAGCCAGUACAGAAAUUGCGCCAAAUGCCGCUCCGGAAAGCCAACCCAAACGAGUUAUUUCCCUAGGACGGAGUGCCUCCAUUCCAGCCACGAAGACGUUCUCCACAGACAGUGAACGGAGUGUAGACAGCAGUAUGAGUAAAACGCCCAGUGACACCUUGGAUGAAGUUGAAGAAGAAAGCGACAGCGAUGAUGACGAGGAGAACAUGAGCAAAGAGGAGGCCCAGCGCCAUCAGAUGGAGAAGAGGGAAAAGGGUACAGCAGGUCAGGAAGCAGAGGCUGGCAGAGAGAUGUCUGCCCUGGUCAACUACAUACAGCCUGUCCACUUCCAUACCUUCGAGGCUGCUGAAAAGAGAAAUCGCAGUUAUGAGAUCUCUUCCUUUGUUGAGACGUCGGCAAUGAACAGAGUCAAGGAGAACCCCAUCCAAUUCACCAACUACAACAAGAGACAACUGUCGCGUAUCUACCCCAGGGGAACCAGGGUAGAUUCCAGCAACUACAUGCCUCAGAUUUUCUGGAAUGUCGGAUGUCAGAUGGUUGCAUUGAACUACCAGACACUUGACCUUCCCAUGCAGCUCAACAUGGGCUACUUUGAGAUCAACGGCCGGACGGGCUACAUCCUCAAGCCGGAGUUUAUGAGGCGUAAGGACCGUCUCUUUGAUCCGUUUGCUGAGUCCACCAUGGAUGGAGUAGUAGCAGCAACUGUGGAAGUUAGGGUCAUCAGCGGUCAGUUUCUGAGUGACCGUCGGGUCCACACAUACGUGGAGGUGGACAUGUUUGGCCUUCCAGCUGACACGGUGCGUAGACGCUAUAAGACCAAGUCACAGACCUCCAACUCCAUCAACCCUGUCUUCGAUGGGAAUCCCUUCGUCUUCAAAAAGGUGAUUAUGCCGGAGUUGGCCAUGCUUCGCAUCGCAGUCUUUGAAGACAACGGCAAGAUGGUCGGCCACAGAAUACUGCCGGUGGAAUCACUCAGACCUGGUUAUCGUCACCUCUUCCUGUGCAACGAGUCCAACCAGCCCCUGAUGCUCCCCACCCUCUUCCUGAACAUCAAGGUGAGGGACUACGUCCCCGAGCGGAUGACCAACUUUGCCGAUGCCUUGGCCAAUCCCAUCGCUUAUCAGUCCAAGGAGGAGAAGCGAGCCGCCCAGCUGAAGGCCCUUGAAGAGGAAGAAGAGGUCAAGCAGGUCAAGAGCCAGGAACAGGCAACGGAGGAACAGGAGAAUGGUGAUGACGACACUCCAGACCAGCCAUCGGCGGAACGUAGAGUCUCCCCUGCCCCGGCUCCAUCCCCUGCCGGCACGACGACGGGCCCAGGAAAUUACCGGAAAAACACCAUCCCUUCGGUUGAAUCCAACGGUUUGAAACAGAACGCUAAACUGCAAACCAGCUUGGCUGCUAUCACUCCAUCCUCCUCAUUUGGAGACAGCUUGCCGAUACCCAGAACCAGAUCCCUGGGUACCGCUCAGUUUCAGAUGGAAUCACUGGGCGCCCCACUCAAUCAGAACAACCGCAGCAUUAGCGCACCCAAUCUGGGCCAAUCAGAGGAAAUUCAGGCUGCAAGGCUAGAAGACAUCAAAGAUCACAAGAAAUACAAGAAGGUGGUGAUGCGUCUGAACCAGGAGCUUGAGAAAUUGAUCAAGAAAGAAGAGAAGAAACAGAGCAAGAUGAAGCGGACUCACGACAAGGACCUAGUCAAGAUGAAGAAGAACCACCAGAAAGCCUUCAAGUCUCUGACCAAGAAACAAUCCAGCCAACUCAAGAAGGCGGCCAAGAAGGGACAAAACAUUGACGAGAUGAGACAACAGCUAAACGAGGUGAUGGACGCUCUAACGCGAGACAAAGAGAAUGAGAUUCUGAAGAAGCAAGCAGCUCAGGAGACGGCGUUGAUAGAGCUGUACAAGAAGCACUUUGCUGACGAGAGAGAUUUGAAGAAAGAACAUGCAGAGAUCCUGUAUGAACUCCAGAUGGAGUUGAUGGUUGCCGUCCAUGAGAAGCAGUUGGGAAAGCUGGACAGUCAGCACAAGAAGGAGGAAGUUGAUUUAAGGAAGAGACUGGAUGAGAAGAAUGCGGAGGACUUGAAGCAGAUGAGUAAACGGCGAGGCGACAAGCAAGAAAUGAGCAGGUUACGACGAGAAAACCAGCAGAAAUACAUUCAGCAGGCAGUGCUUUCCAGACAGACGUUGCAUGAGAUCCAGCAGAAGAAACGAGAGGAGCUGGAGACGCAGAUGAAGGAACUGCAGGAGGAACUCGCUGCGGAGGAAGAUACGCAUGCAGCAUCACUGGAUGCAGAGUACGAGACCAAGUGCCGACAACUCCUGAACGAUCUCAAGAACAACCAGUCAUCGUCUGGAGGAGGACCUGUCAUCAUUGCCCAUAGCAACGGGGUAGCAACCAGCCAAGAGCAGGUGGGUGUGGUCGGGGUCAACGGAGGUGUGGAGGUGGAGGCGGUGAUCGAGACAAACCCCGAGGGAAGGUCCGACGAGACGGGGGAGAUUGAUCCUCCGUGCCCAGUCAAGGCGGUACAGUCAUCAUCAUCAUCGUCAUCACAGGAUUCUCCUGAGGAACAAGGGAGUUCUUCUCCCAAAUCUGUUGGUGGUUCCCAUCCCCCGUCACCGACCAAAUCAGCCGAGUCUCCGUCGGGAAGGUCGCCUCGCAAGAAACCAGUUCCGACUCCGGAGGGUUCGCCAAAGAAGUCGCCCGUGAAGACGACACCUGGAGAGGGAUUGCCCACAGAGAAUGCCGUUGACACGCCACAGGGGUCACCCACAAAGAGUGCCAUUGAAAGUCCAGAGGGCUCGCCUAAGAAAGCUCCGGUUAAGACACCAGAGCGGUCGCCUGUAAAAGCAGCUGAUGAAAUCCCGGCGGGAUUGUCCUCCCCUUCAAAGGGAGGAGGGAAAGUGAAAGCUAGUUCCCAGAUAAACGGAACUGAGGAACCAGAACUAACUGCCUCCCCAGUAGGCGAGCCUGCUAGGAGGAGUCUAGAUAUGAGCAACGGAGAGCCUGAAUUCAUUACACGAUUAUGAAGGGAGACAGCGACCAUCUUGAUUGGACAGGAUAUCUGGAAGGAAGGCAACAAAGCACCGUGUAAUGUCGCACGAAUGCAAGGGCAUGAUCAAAUCCAGAGAAAACAAUUGUAUUCACUGUCUUUUUUUUUACUGUUUAAUUGUGCACAAUUCUUGUAACUGGUGCUAAUUGUCUGGGAUUACAGUGCACAUUCCAUAAGAGUAGGACAGAUAUAUGGUUUGGACACCCCACUCUGAAAGAUUUUACCUGCACUUUUGUUUUAAUAUGUCUUGUUUUUUGUUUUUUUAACGGGAGCACAAAUUGCAAUCAACAUAUAUGUUUACAUUGUACACAGAACUUCCCUUGCUUUUAGAAAAAUGAAGUUUUCAGAGUUUCUUCAACUGAUUGUUCUUUUUUAACAUUUCAACCAAAUCCUUUGUCAUUUCCUCUAGUUUUUA